Drosophila persimilis is the source of this 2150-nucleotide messenger RNA. RefSeq names its product F-actin-monooxygenase Mical. Gene Ontology annotation, cellular component: cytoplasm. Lineage: Eukaryota; Metazoa; Arthropoda; Insecta; Diptera; Drosophilidae. Gene Ontology annotation, biological process: actin cytoskeleton organization. The transcript is spliced from 11 exons. The record is from RefSeq and is a predicted model, not a curated record. Bases 10 to 2034 code for a protein of 674 amino acids.
GAGAAUAAAAUGGAGCAUGAAAAUGGUAUUGCUACAACUCCCUCGUUACCUUCUGGCAAUAUUAUAAUGCCUAUUAAAAAAGCGAAAUCGAAAAGACCGAAAAAGUGUGACUAUGACAACCAAAACAUUUCAAUGAAAAGAAGUUUUAGUAAAUUUGACAACUUGCAAAAACGCAAUCUUAUUCACGUACGUUCACGAGAUUCUAGUAAAGCCCAAGAAAUUUUUCGUAAUCCAACUACAGAGCAGCGGGAAAACUGUCGGCAAUGCGGUAAACCUGUAUAUAAAAUGGAGGAAGCCAUUCUCCAGUUUAAAAAGGAAAAAGUUAUUUUCCAUAAAAUCUGCUUACGUUGCAGGGACUGUUCGAAACAACUAAAACCUGAGAGCUAUCAUGUUCAUAAUGGUAACCUCUUCUGCACCGUUCACUUCAAGUUAAUCUUUGCGCCCAAAAUAAUUCAUGAAGAAUCUAAGCCACGCAAACCUGAGCUUAUAAUACGUGAGAAUCAACCUAUUGAAUUACCCCCAGAUGUCGCACGAGCAUCCGAUAAGCCGAAUCUUGGACUUGAGGAACUUCAACAACUAAAUGUCCGCUCAAGAUAUCAAGUCUUUGAAAAUGGAUAUAGAACUGAUAACAAUGAUGACCAUAUUCAAACGCUACAACGCCAGGAUUCAAAUAUUACGAAAAGUACGUCCAUUUCUUCCAAACUAUCGAAGUUGCAUAAAAAUGGCCUACUCGACACUGGUGACCACAAGAUCCUAGAUUCAGAUGAUAAUGAUGAUGAUGACAGCGACAUGACCUUAAUGCGUGUUAAAAAAGAUACCGAUAAAGAGAGGCCGAUGGGCUUGGGUGAUGCAAUGAAUGAUAUUAAAAUCAGAUUUGAACGGGGUCAUAUGAUGGCAAAAGAAGAGCGUCGCGAAGAACGAAAACAGGAAAUUCAGAGCAUUCGUUCUCGACUAUUUAUGGGCAAACAGGCAAAGAUAAAAGAAAUGUACCAGCAGGCUGUUGCUGAAUCAGAACAAGGAAUCACUUCAUUGAGUAAGAUACCGGAUUCGGAAAUCGGUGUAGCAGCUCGUUCAAUUAAAGAUAGAUUUGAGAACGGUGAAAUGUUUAGUGAAAACAGUAUUCAAUCCAAAGAAGAAAGGAACCACAGUUUGGGAUUGCUAGAAGAUGCAGAUGUUUUCGAGUCUGCUAUUAGUAAAACAUCGCGUAGCAUCUUCAUGGAACUAGAUGCAAAUAUCAACACGAACGUCAAUGGAAUGAAUAAAAUACAGAAUAACAGACCAGAUAUCUAUAACAAAAUUCUGAUUAUCCCUAAUCAAAAUAUUGAACAAGAGAACCCCGAUGUAGAUAUUAUUAAAUCUGACGCAAAGGAAGAAGACGUUAAAGUAACUACAGCUGAGUUAAGUGAAAGGUUUAACUUUUUCGAAAAAUUUCGACCAAUCCAGAAUGAAAAACGUCAGUUUCGCAUGACACCACCACGUGAUGGCGUUGUCAAAUUGCCAACGCCGGACUCAGACGCUGACCUGUCAGAUGCAAAAAAAACUUCGUCUUUUAACGAUACUGUUCUGCAAAAAACUCAAACCGCAUCGAACAUUUUAAACAAGUUUCGCGAAUUAGAGGGCAAAAGCACUGAUGGCGUCGAUAAGCCGAGGAAACCCAAUCCACUUAAAUGCUUCACUCCCCCACCCGAAAAUAUUUAUAACUCUGAUAGAUCUGAAAGCGAAGAGGAGCAGGACAGUGACGACGAUGAAAGUGAAUUUGAAAAAGAUACCCCAAAAUCAAGUUGCAGUGAUCAAGCCCUCAAAGAGGCUCAGAUAGCAGCUCGGGCUAAGCAACUGCGCGCGAAAUUUGAAAAAUGGCAGAUCACCGAAAUGGAACGUGAGUUCAGCGAAGGGCGAAUAGACAUAUAUUCUCAACAGGUUUCCAAUGAUUCACUAGAAAGUGCAAAAACAAUUCGAGAACGCUUUGAAAAUAUGAAUAACAGUGAAACUCAUCCGCCACCUAUCCCACGGUAUCAAGUCAACCGUUUCGUCUAAUGAAGUCUUGAAACAAUUUACAUGUACUAUUUUUGUUGUUAAUCAACAAUCCGUCUUGCGGACUCGAACCCACAUUUUUUAAAUCUCAAAUAAAAAAUUAUGUAUAUUUACUUCAA